This is a messenger RNA of Vigna radiata var. radiata (mung bean), 2034 nucleotides long. RefSeq names its product soyasapogenol B glucuronide galactosyltransferase. The transcript is spliced from 2 exons. Gene Ontology annotation, molecular function: UDP-glycosyltransferase activity. NCBI's taxonomy places the organism in Eukaryota, Viridiplantae, Streptophyta, Magnoliopsida, Fabales, Fabaceae. The record is from RefSeq and is a predicted model, not a curated record. The coding region runs from base 44 to 1525 and encodes 493 amino acids.
AAAGCGUAAUGAAUAGAUCAUUCUCCAUUAAAGAUCGAAAACCAUGGGGUCCUGUGAGGUCAAAGGUGAAGCUGAAAUGCUGAAGGCUAUUUUUCUUCCAUUCAUCUCAACCAGUCACCUAAUUCCGGUGGUGGAUAUGGCGAGACUCUUCGCUAUACACGGCGUGGAUGUGACGAUAAUCACCACACCAGCAAACGCUGCCGUCUUCCAGAGCUCCAUCGACCGUGAUUCUAGCCGUGGCCGCCCCAUUCGAACCCAUGUGGUAAAGUUCCCACAAGUCCCUGGUUUGCCAGAAGGUAUUGAAACCAUCAACGCUGACACUCCUCCACUCUUGACGAUGAAAAUCAGCGAGGCACUGUCCAUUCUCCAAGGCCAGUACCAGGAACUCUUCCGUGUUAUGAAACCUGAUUUCAUUGUCACCGACAUGUUCUACCCAUGGAGUGCCGAUGCAGCCGCUGAACUCGGAAUUCCAAGGCUCGUUUAUGUCGGGGCCAGUUACUUUUCUCACUGUGCAAUGAACUGCGUUGAAGAGUUUGCUCCUCACGCCAAGGUAGAUUCGGAUGGUGAGAGUUUUGAGCUUCCUGGGUUGCCCCACAAGUUGGAGAUGACACGCUCGCAGUUACCGGAUUGGCUUAGAGCACCAAAGCCCUAUACCUAUUUAAAGAAGAUGAUUAAAGAAUCAGAGAAAAAGAGCUACGGGUCACUGUUCAAGAGCUUUUACGAGUUUGAGGGAGCUUACGAGGAGCAUUACAAGAGGGUCAUGGGUACUAAAAGUUGGAGUAUAGGACCAGUUUCGUUGUGGGUGAACCAAGAUGAGUUGGAUAAGGCUGGUAGAGGGCAUGCAAAAGAAGGAGAAGGAAAAGGAACAAACGAAGAGUUGAUGAGAUGGCUUGAUACGAAGAAAGAGAACUCUGUUUUGUAUGUGAGUUUUGGGAGUAUGAACAAGUUUCCUACCGCACAGCUUGUUGAAAUAGCCCACGCACUUGAAGAUUGUGGACAUGAUUUCAUAUGGGUGGUUAGGAAAAACGACGAUCAUGGGGAUAAGGGUUUUCUGGAGGAAUUUGAAAAGAGGGUGCAAGAAAGCAACAGAGGGUAUCUGAUAUGGGGUUGGGCACCACAACUUGCUAUACUAGACCAUCCUGCAACUGGGGCAGUGGUGACUCACUGUGGGAUGAACACUGUGUUUGAAAGUGUGAUUGCAGGACUGCCAUUGGUGGCUUGGCCUAUAUUUUCGGAGCAGUUUUUCAAUGAGAAGUUGGUGGUGGAUGUGUUGAAAAUUGGAGUUUCGGUUGGAGCAAAGGAAUGGCGAAACUUGAAUGAUUUUGGGAGUGAAACAGUGAAGAGGGAGGAGAUACGAAAAGCAGUUGUUUUGGUGAUGGGUGGAGAAGAGUGUGUAGAAAUGAGGAGGAGAGUGAAAGUGCUUAGUGAUGAAGCAAAGAAAGCGAUUCAGAGUGGUGGCACUUCUCACAACAAUUUGAAAGAGCUUAUUGAAGAGCUCAAAUCACUCAAACUUCAAACAAAAUAAUUCUUUUAACCACUCUUUUCUAACAAUUUUUGACAAAUAUAUGUGAUAACAUUUCCUUUGAAAUAUUUUUUCAAAAAUAAAUUCAAACAAAAUAUGUCUUGUUAUAAAAAGUUGUUAAAAUAUCAGGAUCCAACUUUAAAAUGGUAUAUAAUACCACUCAAAAGCUUCAAAAGCGAUGUGGAAGAUGUUAGAUAAUGAGAGUCAUAAACUUUUAUUUAUGAAUUCUGAUAUUUUUACAACUUUUUUUAAUAAUUUUUUUUACUGUUUGAAUUUAUGUUUAAAAAAUAUUUGAAACUGACGAAUCACAAACUAUCGCAUUUGUCAAAAUAUUGUUAAAAUUAGAUAGCUGUUAAAAGAACUUUUUCCUUAUAUUUAUUGUUAAUGUAUCGUUAGUGCUGUUACCAACUAUGAUCAGCUUGCGAGAAUAAUGAACCUAUGCUUAGUUUUUCACUUUUGACCAAUCAAUGUUUACUUUAGUGGUGAGGUCUUAUUGAAUAUAAUCUGUCUGA